AUGACUUCACCCGACUCGUUUAUGUUUGAUUUACCACUUCAUUUACCUAAUCAAGUCACUCCACCCACUUCCACGCAACCACAAGAAACAAAUCCUUCUCAAGAUGAUACCUCAUCGAAACAACCUCAACAAGAAGAGGAACAAGAAAUAAAUGAAGAAGAGAGCGUGGGCAUAUCAGCGAAAUCAAAUGAACCAAUAUGCAUACCAGGAACAAGAAUUACAUUACAAACUGAAGAAGAUAUAGCUAAAUGGAUUGAAGAACGUAAGAAAAACUGGCCGUCUAAGAAGAAUAUUACUCGAAAACAAGAACAACAAGAAGAACAAGCCCAAAAUCAAAAAGAACAAGCAGACAGGCAGAAGACUGAGCCUGAAGGUAAUUCUAGAAAAAGACCAGUUCCUCCGCAAGGGCAGGAAGGAACAGGAGACAAGAAAACAAAGAAUAUAUGUCGAUUUUUCCAACGAUAUGGGAAAUGUAAAUUUGGAAAUCGAUGUAAGAAUGUUCAUGAGAUUGUAAAUGAAGUUAAUCCAAUUGCUACUUCUCAUGAACAUGAUCUGACUCAUUAUAAGAGGAAUAUCAAUGGAAUACCUGUCCUUAUUCCGAAAUUAUACGCUAAUAGAACUAAAAACACGGCAGUUUCUAGUUCUUCCUUAUUUAAACAUCUAGUUGCUCAAGAUCAAUUACUGAAUGAAAAUAAUGAAAUUAUUGACUUUAUAAAAUACUUAGAUGAACAAGGAUUAAUUGACCAUAAUAUAAUGAAAAAAUAA
Hemisphaericaspora subhashii is the source of this 765-nucleotide messenger RNA. RefSeq lists its product as uncharacterized. The record is from RefSeq and is a predicted model, not a curated record. Gene Ontology annotation, molecular function: metal ion binding. The coding region runs from base 1 to 765 and encodes 254 amino acids. NCBI's taxonomy places the organism in Eukaryota, Fungi, Ascomycota, Pichiomycetes, Serinales, Debaryomycetaceae. The transcript has a single exon.